Molecule: messenger RNA, 1344 nt
Organism: Phymastichus coffea
Lineage: Eukaryota; Metazoa; Arthropoda; Insecta; Hymenoptera; Eulophidae
Gene: Naa80
Product: N-alpha-acetyltransferase 80
Exons: 5
Coding region: 707-1330 (207 amino acids)
Biological process (GO): protein acetylation
Cellular component (GO): cytoplasm
Molecular function (GO): acetyl-CoA binding; N-acetyltransferase activity
Source: RefSeq, a predicted model, not a curated record
UAAAGUUAUAUAUUAAUUGUUCUAAUAAAAAUAGAAUAAAAAAUUAUGUAUAUAAAGAGUUGUAUUUAUAAUUUUUUUCAUUUAUAUUAAAAUGUUAAUGAUAUAAAAUUUGUUGUUAAUUUUAUUAUAUAAUAUAUUACGUUUUAUAUUGGUACAUAUAAAAUAUAUAUUGGUACAUGUAAAAUAAAAAACAAUCACUGUUGAGAAAUAUGUUUUAAAUAUAUUAUGAAUCAUAUGUUAUAGGUUAAUUAUUACGUCAAUUGGCUAAGUCUACCAAGUCUACGCGCGCUUAGUAAACUUCUAGUUAACAUCUAAAGUGCAGCUGGCCUGACAGCCAUUCGCCGAAGCUGAACCCGCAGUCAACAAUGCACAAUUGAAUCAAUGGAACAAACAGAUGAGAGAUGACAGACGCAUGAGAACCAUAUGAGACCAUCGUUGUUUGCAGAAGCGACAGCUCUGUGGCGCUACCUAUCGCCCGACGAUUCCAAUGAGUGUGCGUGAGAGACUGACAGAGAUCGGAUCAGAGUAUGAGAAUGAGGGUGAAAGUAUAAUCGUUGGUUUCAGCCAGCUGUUUAUUUUUUAUUUCCAGUGUUAAAAUAUCACGCGACACUUAUUUCAAAUGUAGAUUCGAUUUAACAUCUUUUGCGUCGAUUUUUUUAUAAUUAUCACAGAAAAAUAAAUAGCGAGGUGAUUUAUUUUUCAACCAAUGAGUCCUUCAAAAACCAAAAGAGAUAAAACUAAAGAUUCCCACUAUGAAUUGGUCCCUUUACAUAGGAGACCUGACUUAUUACAACAGUGCUGUAAAUUAUUGAAUUCUGAAUGGAAAAGAAGUGAAACUGCACGAUUAAGAAGUUUGAAUGUUUCCUGUGAUAAUUUCCCAACUUCUCUUCUUUUACUCGAUAAAAAAAAUGAAUUAAUUGGUCACUGUAAAGUAUCACUACUUGAUAAUGUAACUAACAGUGUGAUAAUAGAAUCAUUUAUCAUUCAUCUUGCCUACCGAUUUCAAGGACUAGGAUCAUUGUUAUUGCAAGCAGUAGAAGAUUAUGUUUACAAAAUUGGAAUCAGACAUGUAUAUUUGAUGACAAAAGGACAAGAAAAAUUCUAUUUGAAGAAUGGUUAUGUUAUUUGCGAGAAAAUUAAACAAUUUCUGAAUUUUACAAAGAAUAACACUUCUCAACAAAUAACAGAAAACAAUUUAAAUUUAGAACAGAAAAUAAUGACCAGUGGUCCACCACCACCACCAAUGCCUAAUAACUUGAGACCACCACCAGCACAUAUUUCGUUCACAUUAUCUACACAUACUUCUAUGAAAAAAACACUAGAAUUUUAAUAUUGAAAAAAUAU